Messenger RNA from Apus apus (common swift), 2505 nucleotides. RefSeq names its product gamma-glutamyltransferase 1 (gene GGT1). Gene Ontology annotation, molecular function: glutathione gamma-glutamate hydrolase. The coding region runs from base 109 to 1815 and encodes 568 amino acids. The record is from RefSeq and is a predicted model, not a curated record. Gene Ontology annotation, biological process: regulation of inflammatory response; peptide modification; glutathione catabolic process. Gene Ontology annotation, cellular component: plasma membrane. Lineage: Eukaryota; Metazoa; Chordata; Aves; Apodiformes; Apodidae. The transcript is spliced from 13 exons.
UGCUCUGGAGAAGAGGCUCUCCUCUCCCUGGGCCAGGCAGGGAUGUGCUGGGAGGACCCCUGAGAUGCCGCACCGCCUGCAUGGAAAAUCCCACUUAGCUCCAGGAAGAUGAAGAAGCGCUACGUGGUGGCCGCAGUCCUGGCUGCAGCCCUGCUGGGGCUCGUCUUGCUCCUGGGACUGCUCCUUGGUCUGCGCCCUGACUCAGGGGACACACACGUUUACAAGAGGGCAGCUGUGGCUACAGAUGCAGGGCAGUGCUCAAUAAUUGGAAGGGACAUCCUUCAGCAAGGUGGAUCAGCAGUGGAUGCUGCAAUUGCAGCUCUGCUUUGUGUAGGACUCAUGAAUGCUCACAGCAUGGGCAUUGGAGGGGGCCUCUUCUUUACCAUCUACAGCAGCACAGGAAAAGCGGAAAUCAUUAAUGCAAGAGAGGUGGCUCCAAAAAGAGCAUCAGAGGACAUGUUUGGGAACAACACACAGCUCUCUCUGAAAGGAGGACGGUCUAUCGCUGUUCCAGGAGAAAUCCGUGGGUAUGAACUUGCUCACAAACGUCAUGGCAAACUGGCAUGGAAAGACCUGUUUCUGCCCAGCAUCAAGUUGGCGAGAGAAGGAUUUCCUGUUGGGAAAGGCCUUGCAGCAGCCAUCAAAUCAAGAGAGGAGGCAAUUGAAAGCAAUCCCUCACUGUGUGAAGUGUUCUGCAGAGGUGGGAAAAUCCUGCAGGAGGGCGAUAUCAUCAGGAUGCCUAAACUAGCCAACACAUACGAGACUAUAGCCAGUGAAGGAGCAGAUGCCUUUUACACAGGAAGCCUGGCAAAGCAGAUCAUCGAUGACAUCCACAGUGUAGGUGGCAUUGUCACAUUGGAUGACUUGCGGGACUACACUGCAACAGUGAUUGAAGAUCCAAUGCAGAUCACACUUGGAGAGUUUACCCUCUACACACCUAGUGCCCCCCUAAGCGGGCCAGUGCUAGCCCUCAUCUUCAAUAUACUGAAAGGAUAUAAUUUCACUGCUGACAGCAUCAAAACUGUGGAGGAGAAAGGUCUGACUUACCACCGCAUUGUGGAGGCCUUUCGCUUUGCCUACGCCAAAAGAACCUUACUGGGAGAUCCAAAAUUUGUUGACAUCACAGAGGCAUUAAGAAACAUGACGUCCGAGUUCUUUGCCGAUAGUCUCCGGAGGAAAAUCACAGACAACACCUCCCAUCCAGUUGACUACUAUGAGCCAGUUUAUUACACUGGAGAUAAUGCCGGUACAUCCCACCUCUCCAUUGUGGCUGAUGAUGGCAGUGCUGUGUCCGCCACCAGCACCAUCAACCAAUACUUUGGCUCUGAUGUACGAUCCAACGUGAGUGGCAUCAUUUUUAAUGACGAGAUGGAUGACUUCAGCUCACCCUACAUAAUCAAUGGAUUUGGGAUCCCUCCUUCUCCAGCAAAUUUCAUAGCACCAGGUAAACAGCCAGUGUCUUCUAUGUGCCCUUCCAUCUUGGUGGAUAAAAUGAAAAAGGUCAGGAUGGUGGUUGGUGCUUCUGGAGGAACGAAAAUAACCACAGCAACAGCACUGGCAAUCAUCAAUUCCAUCUGGUUUGGUUAUGAUGUGAAGAAAGCAGUGGAGGAGCCCAGAAUUCAUGAUCAGCUGUUUCCCAAUAUCACGGAGCUGGAGCAGCAAAUAGAGGAGGGUAUAGAAGAGCAACUGAAGAAGAGGAAACACGACACCACGCGGGUGAGCACUGGAGCGGUUGUUCAGGCCAUCCUCAGGACAGAGGAAGGAUGGGCUGCAGCCUCCGACUCCCGGAAAGGUGGCUUCCCUGCAGGCUACUGACCUGGCUCGGCUCCUUUUUUCAGUGGUCUAGUGACACUGAAGUGUGUUUGGGGGGAAGAUCCUUUAGGUCUGCAACUCAGGGACUUCUCACAGGAAAGAGAACAAGUUUACCUGUGGUUCUAGUGACAGAGCUGGGACAAUUCUCUACAGCCAUGACCGCAGUGCCUCAUGCCACAGCAGUCUGCUUAGACAGGCAUGUCUACCAGGACAUGCAGUACUUACUUGAAGAGUCUGUUUUGCCUUGAAGAGUUUGUUCCCUGCCUCCUCUCCAUCCCAUGAAGAUAGAUCGAGUACCCAGUUUCUGAAGAAGGUCCAGCUCAUCCAGGCCGCAGGAAUUGUUUCCCUUGCACAUUGUCAGCUACUGGGAAUGUCCCUGUCACCUCUAGAGAAGAGAUUUGUUUCCUGUUGAGUAGAUGGGAGUUAAGGGACUCUGGGGACUGGGUUUUCUAAGUUACAACCUGAUAGAUCCGUGCCAUAGCAGGAAGCCCAGCUCUAGGCUGGGACAAUCCUUCACAAACUCACCAGUCUUUUAACAAAAGAUGUUUCUGCUUUUCACUUCAGUUGAUUAUUGGAGAUCAGUGGGUAAAUGGGGAAGUGGCUUCAAACUUUUUUAUAUGUCUGUUGAGGUCUAAAGGGAAGAUGCUACUUGUAAAACUCUGAGCACAAUUAAAAUAAAUACAUACGGAGUCA